GAAGCACCCACCCGGCUCCGCCGGAGGCCAGACCGCCUCUCUCGCCUCUUGGUUCCUCUUCCUCCUGGCCCUCUCCCUUCUCCGCUCAAAAUUCGCCUCUCGCCGCUCUCCGGGGGGUCCUCGCGACCUCAUCCCUUGCUCCCCCGAUCACCACGCGAACCCUCGAAGCCUCACCGCACGGCGGAACGCUUCGCCAAGGCCCCCGCCCACCGGGACACCUCACCUCGGAAUCUUCUCCCGUGGCCGUAGCGCGCUGCCCUUGCCCCCCCCUCUCCUCGACAAGUGCCGGCGGCGCGGAUCUAUGCGGACCCGGAAUUUGUAUUUUCCCUCGCUGGGGAUGGAGGUGCAGGUGCUCGAUUUGUCGUCAGACUCCGAGGAUGAGGUGUCGGCGCACUCGCCUCAGCACAAGCGUCCCGCGCGGCAGGAGGUUCCAGGUGCUGAUCGCGGGUUAGGAAACACAGGCGUGGACAGCCUCUCUAGGCAAGAGGGCGAAGCGAGGUUGUUGCAUGAGCCCAGCGACGCGGUGAAGAAAGGGAAAGAGAAGGUUGGCGAGGGGAAGAGCGCGUGGGUUGCGGGGCCUCCGAAACUCGGUGGAGAAUCGCUCGGUGCUUCUGGGACAGAUCCUUGGAGCGCACUGGUAAGCAAGUGUAAGGCUGGAGACGGUGGAGAUGUUGGAGCUCGGUGUUGGGGUGACUGGGGUGAUUGGGGUGAUCAGCUUCGCAACUCAGUCCCUGUGCUCCAGCAAAGAUCGGAGGAGUUUCCCAAUGGUUGUGCCGCAUCAGGUGAUCACUGGAAGGGUAUUCUUGGUGCAAUACCUGCUGAUCCUGCCAACACACUGUGGUACCCGUGGAAUGCUGGCAAGAGAGAAAAUGAGGUUGGAAUGCUAUCUCAAGACUCUCUGGAUGCUCGUGAAGUUUCUGGAUGUGAUGACUUUCUUAUGGAAGAAAGUAGCUCAGCAUGGCUUUCGAGGAUCAAAGGGCUGAACUUCCCAUUUCCUGAUGAGCGUCAGUUGAGAACCAAGCAAGUUGAGGAUGAUGAGGCGUUUGCCCGAAUGCUUCAGGAGCAGCUCAAUCAGGAACAGCCAGGCUCUCAGCAUUCUGAAGCGGUUGUUAUGCUGGACUACUCAAAUCUUAAUAUUGCCGUGUCCUCUCAAUGUGUUUUUAAUUUCUGUUCCAGGGUUGAUUUGUCUAUUUCUGUGUCUGCUUCUGCUUCUGAUGAUUCGCUGUGUAUUUCAGUUGUCACAAAUAGCUCACUUAUGGCUGACAUUUUGCAGGUUGAUAUGACAAUAGCCUGGACAUUAUAUGAGCAAGAUGCUCAGCAUGCCAUAUUUGCUGCAAGAGAAGGGCAGUCUAGUUCUAACCAAAGGGACAGAUCAAUGGCACACUUGUAUUCAUUUGGCCGGCACUCACCUGCUCAAGGUUUUGCUUCUUGGGCAUCCAAUCGUACUCAGCUUCCAAUGUCAACCAGAAGAACUUUGCCAAGAAACACUAACUGUCCUCAAGCGGUACAACGUGAUAUGCUCAUCUCUCAGUUGACCAGGGGGUGCUUCAGAGAAGACAUGGAUCUAGAAACGAGAAUGGCUGUACUGGACUCACUUUCUGAAGCAUUUGAUAACUGUGGGGAGACAUUUUCUCCAGAUUCUGAUAAUGAUGAUUAUGAGACCCUCAUAGCACUUGAUGCCAACAACCAUCACAGAGGUGCUUCUGAUGAUCAAAUAAACAGCCUGCCGCUGUCACUAGUUGAGGGUGAUAUUUGUUCAGACGAACCCUGCCCUAUAUGCUUGGACUGCCCUGCUGGUGGGGACUCCAUCCGGCAUCUGCCAUGCUUGCACAAGUUUCACAAAGAGUGCAUCGACAGAUGGCUUGGUAUGAGGAUAUUGUGCCCUGUUUGCAAGUCAACUGUGUUCUCGCAGUAGACUGUAUCAUCCGUUAUGUUUUUUUCCAGUAGCAUGAAGGUAGAUUAGCUGACCAAUAGGAAGCACUGGUACUGCUGGUACUGCGGCAAUGUGUACAUUCUGUUGUUGACCUGUGCUCUCUUCUGCUCGUGGUUCUCUGAAGUGGUGUGGAGCGUUUUAUUGCUGUGAGAAGACACUGGAAAACUCCUAUUUCCUGUUGUAUAUAGGUACCCUUUUUAGGUGUCAUGACAUGCAUAGAAACACCUACGGUACUUCAGUUUUGGGCGCUGCCAUGGGUGUGAAGGGCUGAUAUUGCACUAUGUAAUUGGCGUUCUAACUUCCAAUUACAAAUGAAGUUAAAUUAUUUUGGAGAUCUAAAGCUUU
Molecule: messenger RNA, 2278 nt
Organism: Panicum virgatum (switchgrass)
Lineage: Eukaryota; Viridiplantae; Streptophyta; Magnoliopsida; Poales; Poaceae
Exons: 8
Coding region: 302-1915 (537 amino acids)
Source: RefSeq, a predicted model, not a curated record